Coniophora puteana RWD-64-598 SS2 is the source of this 1193-nucleotide messenger RNA. RefSeq lists its product as uncharacterized. The annotation marks the transcript as partial. NCBI's taxonomy places the organism in Eukaryota, Fungi, Basidiomycota, Agaricomycetes, Boletales, Coniophoraceae. The transcript has 3 exons. The record is from RefSeq and is a predicted model, not a curated record.
GGGUACACAACAAAAACCCAUCUCCCUCCCAUCCGACUCGAGAAAGGAACUGAGCACAAUUUGCUCACAGUACUGCCGCUUGUCGACAACGAGGAAGAUCCUGUUCCUGCUAUCAAGAUCCCGACCCACGCUCCAGACGCAGACGAGUUGUUCGAGGACGCUGUGCUCAUGCCAUUGGCACCGGCCACUGACGAUGAGGUCAACACUGCUUGUAAGAGAAAGAAUCAGCUGAAGAGGCAUAGGAAGCGAGUACGGGAAGCAACUGAGUCGGAGAAGGUGGCUGUCCUUGCUUUAUCGUUGGCGGAGAUUGGCUCCUUCCUCCCCAUCGAACCUCAAGUCAGCAAUUGCGAACCUCCCAUCGCUUCUUUGGGCGUUGACGUUUCCGCGCCCGGACUUGACUCUUUUCUGGGCAAGAAGAAGUACUGGCGAGAGCGGUAUGACAAGGAGCCCCCUGCGCAAUCAGAUGACUUUUGUCGUCCCUCAAUCGAUGCGCUCCUACUCGCCGGCCCUCGAGCCGUCUCUUCCGAUGAAGCGUGCACCGACCAACGCUUCCAUCUUGAUCUCGCGGCGCACGACCCAAGUUUCCUCGCGCUCUUGAUCUCAGUCCGUGGUCGAUUCCCGCUUCCAGACAAUGCGGAGAUGACGAUUCCAUGUUGCUCCGCUGCCAAGCCGGAGCCGAUCUCUCAAGAUGUCCCGGAGCUCACGCUCGAGCUGCUCCUCGAGGAGGGUCCAGAGGCGUUCCUCCACGUCUUCGCACCGAACUCACCUGUCGUGAUGCGUACCAAGGCUCAGAAGCGCGCCGACCUCAGGCAGCGUCAACGCGAGGAGGCCUCGAAAGCCACGCCGACAGCCAACGCUGCCGCAGCCAGUCCAUUCACCGUGCUCGAGGCUGAAGAGGGUCUUGACCGGGCCACCGAGCUCAACGCUGCCGACGCCCUCCAAACCUCUCACCCAAUCGACGCGGACGCAUCUUCCCAGAAUCUAACUGCUACCCAGCAGAGGAACCAGCGGCGACGCAACAAGGAGCGCGCCGAACGUCACGCAGAGGACACCCAGUCAUCCGAGGGGUCUUCCUCUCCGUCUCAGUCGUCGAACAAGAAGGCCAAAAAGAAGAGCGGCGGCAAGAAGAAGCCCGGGAGCACGCGAUCGGUGUAUGGGAUUCAUCUCCAACCCCAGUAGCCAUCUACUGGACG